This is a messenger RNA of Tarenaya hassleriana, 2175 nucleotides long. Its product is annotated as probable galacturonosyltransferase 9. Lineage: Eukaryota; Viridiplantae; Streptophyta; Magnoliopsida; Brassicales; Cleomaceae. The record is from RefSeq and is a predicted model, not a curated record. Gene Ontology annotation, molecular function: polygalacturonate 4-alpha-galacturonosyltransferase activity. The transcript has 3 exons. The coding region runs from base 199 to 1872 and encodes 557 amino acids.
UUUUUUUUUUUUAUUUACGUGUUUUCUGCUCUAACAUGUUGAGAUCUAUCCGUCACUCCUAAAGUGGUCUCCUUUCAUCAUCAUCAUCUUCAUCUUUCUUCUCAACAGAGGAACAAAGGAAUCGAAUUGAGAUCUGGGUCCGGCGAAAGAUCGAUCGGUGAAGGAGGAGAGUAUUAGUUGAGUAGAUUGUCGGAGGAAAUGGCGGUGGCUUUCCGAGGAGGCCGCGGCGGCGGCUCAUCCGCCGGCCUUCGCGGUUUGUUCUCGUACCGGAUCUUCGUCUCCGCCAUGUUCUCUCUUCUCUUCCUCGCGACGUUCUCUGUCGUCCUCAACUCGUCUCGUCAGCAUCAGGAUCCUACACUACCAAAUACGGGAAGCGCAUAUAUGCACAGGACGUUUUUGGCAUUGCAAUCGGACCCAUUGAAGACACGGGUGGAUCUGAUACACAAGCAAGCAACUGAUCACCUAACGCUGGUGAAUGCAUACGCGGCUUACGCCAGGAAGCUGAAGGUUGAUGCUUCGAAGCAGCUGAAGUUGUUCGAAGAUCUGGCUAUUAACUUCUCGGAUUUGCAGUCAAAACCUGGCCUCAAAUCUGUCCUCUCUGAAAAUGGUAACGCUGUCGAGGAGGAUACGUUACGACAGGUUGAGAAAGAAGUGAAGGACAAGGUUAAAACAGCGAGGAUGAUGAUUGCUGAGUCGAAGGAAAGCUAUGAUACCCAGCUAAAAAUCCAGAAGCUGAAAGACACAAUCUUUGCCGUCCAUGAACAGUUGACUAAGGCCAAGAAAAGUGGCACUGUUGCCAGCUUGAUUGCUGCAAAAUCUGUCCCUAAAAGUAUUCACUGUUUGGCCAUGAGGCUUGUAGAAGAGAGGAUUUCUCAUCCUGAGAAGUACAAGGAGGCUCCACCUGACCCGGCUGUGGAGGAUCCGAGCCUUUACCACUAUGCCAUUUUCUCCGACAAUGUGAUUGCUGUGUCGGUUGUGGUGAGAUCAGUGGUGAUGAAUGCGGAAGAGCCAUGGAAGCAUGUCUUUCACGUGGUGACCGAUCGGAUGAACCUCGCAGCCAUGAAUGUCUGGUUUAAUAUGCGUCCACUGGGCCGUGGUGCCCACAUCGAGAUCAAGAUGGUUGAGGAUUUUAAGUUCUUGAACUCUUCGUAUGUACCGGUUUUGAGGCAGCUCGAAUCUGCCAAGCUGCAGAAAUUCUACUUUGAGAACCAGGCUGAGAACUCGACCAUGGACGCCCAUAAUCUCAAGUUCAAGAACGCGAAACAUCUGUCGAUGUUGAACCAUCUCAGAUUCUAUUUGCCUGAGAUGUACCCAAAGCUCCGUAAGAUGUUGUUCUUGGAUGAUGAUGUUGUGGUGCAAAAGGACUUGACUGGUUUAUGGAAGAUUAACUUGGAUGGCAAAGUGAAUGGAGCUGUGGAGACAUGUUUUGGCUCUUUCCAUCGAUAUGCUCAAUACCUAAAUUUCAGCCAUCCUUUGAUCAAGGAGAGCUUCAACCCAAACUCAUGUGCUUGGGCUUUUGGAAUGAACAUAUUCGACCUCGAUGCUUGGAGGCGCGAAAAAUGCACCGAGCAGUACCACUACUGGCAGAACUUGCAGAAUGAGGACCAAUCACUCUGGAGAGUAGGAACUCUACCUCCGGGAUUGAUCACCUUCUACUCAAAGACGAAAUCACUGGACAAAGCAUGGCAUGUUAUGGGGCUCGGCUACAAUCCAAGCGUGGGAAUGGACGAGAUCAGAAACGCAGCAGUGAUCCAUUACAACGGGAACAUGAAACCAUGGCUUGACAUUGCUAUGAACCAGUACAAGUCUCUCUGGACCAAAUACGUCGAUGGCGAAAUGGAAUUUGUCCAGAUGUGCAAUUUUGGCCUCUAGAGACACACAAACAGAAACAAAACCUCCAAAAGAACAAGAGGAUCAGGUAACACGAAAAAGAACUGAAUCACAUUUUUUUUUUCCUUUUCACAUUUGGGCAUCCCAACUGAAAUUUUUGUCUAUAUGGUCUUAGUUUUGGUGCAUUCAUUUGUAACUCAAGAGCAAAAGGCUCGAGCUACCAAAUCACUGCCACUUCCUCCUUAGUUUAUGUGUAAGAAACCCUUUGUAUGUCAGAAGCUAUCUUCCUCUCCCACGACAUUUACUUUUGUCUUUAUGAGUUAAUACGAAGCUGUGGUUCAUGUU